AUGAAUGCCUCAUUUUUAUAUGACUACAAUCAGUCCUUAGUGGAUGGGGAUUUUUACUGGGAGGAAAAUCUAGAUGGUUUCGGCAUCACGAUGGCCUUUCUCUACCUGGUGGUUUGCGUCAUGGGGCUAGCUGGAAACGCGCUCGUUAUCGUCGCCAUUUUAAAGUUCGACAAGCUGUCCUCUUCAACCACAGUGUACAUUUUCAACCUUGCGCUGGCUGAUGGACUAUUCAUGGUUGGUCUUCCCUUUAUAGCGAGUCAGAACUUCAUGAGCCGCUGGAUGUUUGGAGAUGUGGCGUGCAAAGCGGUCAUGGUGCUGGACGGCAUCAAUCAGUUCACCAGCGUCUUCUGCCUGACGGUGAUGAGCAUCGACCGCUACAUGGCUCUGGUGGAGCCGCUUCGCUUUGCCCGUUGGAGGACCCCACGCUGUGCCAAGAUUGUUUCAUCCCUCCUCUGGCUGUUCUCCCUCCUCACCAUCCUCCCGAUGGCGCUUCACUUCUCGACCGAUCACGGCUUUUGUACGCCGGAUCUAGGCUCCGACGCCCGGUGGCUUGGCGUCCUCUCUUACACCUUUAUUUUGGGUUUCGCUUUACCGUUUACAGUUAUGACAGGUUUCUACGUGGCACUGCUGCUCGCCUUGUGGGGUCAGAAACUCCGAACCUCAGCGGUGAACCUGGAGAGCCAGCAGCUGGAGCAACAGGUCACCAAAAUGGUGGUCGCGGUGGUGGUUGUGUUUGGUUUGUGCUGGCUGCCGUUUUACACCUUCAACUUCUGUUCUCCAUACCAAAACAGCUACGCCGUGAGCUUCUACAGGGCUUUUGAGUUUGUGGUCCUGCUUUCCUACUCAUGGAGCUGCGCGAACCCUAUCUUCUACGCCUGCCUCUCUGACACCUUCAGGAGGCACUUCCGCACCCUACUCUGCCCCAUCACCAAGUCUUCUUCCAGCAUGCAGUGCAUCACUGACCAGCAGAACCUAAAUGACACAGUUGUGUGUGAUGGCACCAUUACCCCAUAA
This is a messenger RNA of Pelmatolapia mariae (spotted tilapia), 1014 nucleotides long. RefSeq names its product somatostatin receptor type 2. Gene Ontology annotation, cellular component: plasma membrane; neuron projection. The transcript has a single exon. NCBI's taxonomy places the organism in Eukaryota, Metazoa, Chordata, Actinopteri, Cichliformes, Cichlidae. Gene Ontology annotation, molecular function: somatostatin receptor activity; neuropeptide binding. The record is from RefSeq and is a predicted model, not a curated record. Gene Ontology annotation, biological process: cellular response to glucocorticoid stimulus; regulation of insulin secretion; neuropeptide signaling pathway. The coding region runs from base 1 to 1014 and encodes 337 amino acids.